AUAAAAUAAUUAGGAAGCUUUCAUCGUCUCUUCUGCAUAACAUCUGUAGAAAGUCCCUACAAAGAUUAUUCGAUCUAGCUUCGAUGAAUCGAUACCAUCGCUAGGAAUCUGUCGUUUUCUUCUCCAAUGUUAAUUAUUUGAUCGGUGAAGCUUUUAUUGGUGGGGGUAAUAGUGGAAGCAUCUCUUUGUACAGCUAGAAGAUAAUAUUUCGGAAGAAUUAUAUGGGAAACGAUGAUGGUAUAGUGCCAGACUCGGCGUAUGAGGAUUGAGCAAGUUUCCAGUUCUAGUUGGUAGUAGGAAAAAAACGAAGACAUGAAAAUAUGGGUAGCGGAACAAACCACUUAAAGAGUAAUACUUUUAUCAAGAGGGAGGGAGAUAUGUCAGGAAGAAAGCCCUGUCCUGAGGAAAAUGUUCAGGAGGAUACAAAGAUCUCAGAUCAUGGUAUUAAUGGUGUGAAUGUCAAUAUGGUUGAGAAUUUUUGCUCUGCGGAUCCUAUGUUGUGUGACAGUCCCACUGCAACAAAUGAUGGCGUAUAUUAUUCCCUCAACAACACUGCGGAUGCUGAAAGCAAUCUCAGUUUUAUGAAUAAUGGAGAUAAAGAAAGCAAUGAUCUCUUCUACGGAUGGGGUGACAUAGGAAAUUUUGAGGAUAUGGACAAUAUGCUUAGGAACUGUGAUUCAACUUUCGGCUUGGAUGGUACUAGUAAUGAAGAUGACUUAUGCGGGUUCUCUUCUGCUCAGCCAAAUGAGAAUAGAGAGGCCGGGAUGACAGAUGAUUUAAAACCAGAUUCAGUGUUGGGAGAUCAAAGAACCCAUAUGUUACAGGUUGAAGAGUUUCUGAACAAUAGUGAGUCCAACUAUGCUGUUGAAGAUGAAAAUGGGUUUACUCAAGGAAACUCUUCAGAAAAUGUAUAUGAUACAAGUUUGCUGGAGAACGAUAUAUUGAUGCUAGAUGAAGAGGUUAAUUUUGAAAAGAAGCAGACUGAUCUUCUUCAUCAUCCGGAUUGGAAAAGUGAUGGGUACUCGGAGAACAGUUUUGUUUUACAACACAGUGGAACUUCCAGUGAAAGAGUGAACACAAAUCAGUAUUGCCCUCCCUCCGCAUUCCAACAACAAAGUGUUACAUACCCACAGUUCAAUAGUAAGCAGCCUUCGGAUCAAGUACCAGCAUGUGAAAGUAAUCCCGAUAUCAAAGCUGAGAACAAACCAAAUACUUCAUCUGCUUCAAAUGAGUCAUACACAUCAAAUCAGGCACAAUCGGUCAACAGUUUACAAGGUCCAACUGUUGAUGGUCGGUGUAGGAAGGGCUUUGAAAAGAGAGUUAACUUACAGCCCGGGCAAGAUUUGCUUCCUUUUGCUGGAACUCCCUGUAAGACAAACCCCAUGAUGGUGUUUUCUGAUGCUGCCCCUAUCUUAAAGACCGGGCUUGAGAAUGACCACAGAAAAGCUGCAGCUAAAUUGGAAACAUCAAACAUGCAGGAGACGUCUUGUGUUAGCUCUGUAGUGGAUGACAUUUCACUUGAAGCAACAAGUUUUGGCCAGCUUCAACAAGUCGUAGAACAGUUGGAUGUUAGGACAAAGUUUUGCAUAAGAGACAGCUUAUACCGACUGGCAAAAAGCGCGGAGCAGAGACAUAACUGUAUGAAUCCAAACGGUGGAAACACACAGGUGAAAGGUGCAGGCUCGCAUCAGACUGGUGAAACAGACAAGCACGUGGGAUUCAUGGAUAUUGAAACUGAUACAAACCCGAUAGACCGAUCCAUAGCUCAUUUGCU
Molecule: messenger RNA, 1774 nt
Organism: Raphanus sativus (radish)
Lineage: Eukaryota; Viridiplantae; Streptophyta; Magnoliopsida; Brassicales; Brassicaceae
Product: protein LNK1
Biological process (GO): circadian rhythm; regulation of DNA-templated transcription
Source: RefSeq, a predicted model, not a curated record